Messenger RNA from Budorcas taxicolor (takin), 1518 nucleotides. RefSeq names its product cholinergic receptor nicotinic alpha 2 subunit (gene CHRNA2). The record is from RefSeq and is a predicted model, not a curated record. The coding region runs from base 1 to 1518 and encodes 505 amino acids. Gene Ontology annotation, biological process: regulation of membrane potential; chemical synaptic transmission; nervous system process. The transcript has 6 exons. NCBI's taxonomy places the organism in Eukaryota, Metazoa, Chordata, Mammalia, Artiodactyla, Bovidae. Gene Ontology annotation, molecular function: transmembrane signaling receptor activity; acetylcholine-gated monoatomic cation-selective channel activity. Gene Ontology annotation, cellular component: synapse; neuron projection; postsynaptic membrane.
AUGGGUCCCUCCCGUCUUGUGAUCCCGUUCAAGACAAAGAUCGGGCUCUGGUGGCUUCUUCUGAUCCCGGCAGUAUCCUCGAAGAGGGCCCCCCACACCCACGCUGAGGACCGCCUCUUCAAACACCUCUUUAGGGGCUACAACCGCUGGGCGAGACCGGUGCCCAACACCUCGGACGUGGUGAUCGUGCGCUUUGGGCUGUCCAUCGCCCAGCUCAUCGAUGUGGAUGAGAAGAACCAAAUGAUGACUACCAACGUCUGGCUAAAGCAGGAGUGGAGCGACUACAAGCUGCGCUGGAACCCGGUCGAUUUCGGCAACAUCACAUCCCUCCGUGUCCCUUCGGAGAUGAUCUGGAUCCCAGACAUAGUCCUCUACAACAAUGCAGAUGGGGAGUUCGUGGUGACCCACAUGACCAAGGCCCACCUCUUCUCCUCGGGCCUGCUGCACUGGGCACCGCCCGCCAUCUACAAGAGCUCCUGCAGCAUCGACGUCACCUUCUUCCCCUUCGACCAGCAGAACUGCAAGAUGAAGUUUGGCUCCUGGUCGUACGACAAGGCCAAGAUCGACCUGGUGCAGAUGGAGCAGACGGUGGACCUGAAGGACUACUGGGAGAGUGGCGAGUGGGCCAUCGUCAACGCCACGGGCACCUACAACACCAAGAAGUACGACUGCUGCGCCGAGGUCUACGCCGACGUCACCUACUACUUUCUCAUCCGGCGCCUGCCCCUGUUCUACACCGUCAACCUCAUCAUCCCCUGCCUGCUCAUCUCCUGCCUCACCGUGCUCGUCUUCUACCUGCCCUCCGACUGCGGCGAGAAGAUCACCCUGUGCAUCUCUGUGCUGCUCUCACUCACCGUCUUCCUGCUGCUCAUCACGGAGAUCAUCCCGUCCACCUCGCUGGUCAUCCCGCUUAUCAGCGAGUACCUGCUCUUCACCAUGAUCUUCGUCACCCUGUCCAUUGUCAUCACCGUCUUCGUGCUCAAUGUCCACCACCGCUCUGCCAGCACCCACAACAUGCCCCACUGGGUACGGGUGGCCUUUCUGGGCUGUGUGUCCCGGUGGCUUCUGAUGAGCCGGCCCUUGCCACCCUUGGAGCUCCGAGGCACUCCGGAUCUGAAGCUCUGCCCCUCCUAUCACUGGCUGGAGACCAACGUGGACGCGGAGGAGAGAGAGGAGGAGGAGGAGGAGGAAGGCAGAUGGGUGUGUGCGGGUCCUUCGUCCCCCUCCGUGGGCGUCUACACCCAUGGUAGUCUGCACCCAGCGGCCUCGGGUCCCAAGGCAGAGGCUCAGGUGCUGGAGGGCGGACUCCUGCUCUCCCCUCGUGUACAGAAGGCCCUGGAGGGUGUGCACUAUAUUGCUGAUCACCUGUGGGCUGAGGAUGCUGAUUCCUCGGUGAAGGAAGACUGGAGGUAUGUGGCCAUGGUCAUUGAUAGGCUAUUCCUCUGGUUGUUUAUCCUCGUUUGCUUCCUGGGGACCGUCGGACUCUUCCUCCCUCCCUUCCUGGCUGGAAUGAUCUGA